AUGCGCAGCCCAAUCUGCCUCUUCCCGGCCGCGCCGCCCGCGGGGUCCGCGAAAAACGAUGGGGCGAUUUGUUGUCUCGCCAACCUGCGCAUCGUGCGUGGCCCACGCGUCGUCGCUGUCCGCCGUGAAGCGGGCCGCCCACCCAUCGACUCGCACCGAUUCCGGCAGCGUCACGCCCGGGGCGGCGGAAGCGGCAGCUUCACCGACGGCCUCCUCCACCCGAGCGCCGCGGUACCGCCGGCACGCGGAAAACCCGUUUGUCAAACGCCGAACCACCAAAGUUGCGCCCCCAAAUGCUGCAGGCCGUGCGACCUCCCAGACGGGGCGGGUCCGGAGGAAACAAUGCGACCGCGGCCUUCUCGAGUGAACCGCUCUUCCUUGCGGGGGCCGGUGAGGGCGCCGAUCCCCGCCUGGAGAAAUGCGGAGGCGGCAAACCAAAAUGUCGAAAAUGAAUUUAAACAAAAACGCCUGCACUCUUUCACAGCAAAAUGUGUUUCAAAGAGAACACGCAAUGCAACUUGCCCCUCCUUCAACCGCUUCUCCGGGGGGGUCCGCUUCUUACGCCAAAGAACCGCCGACAUUCCGCCGAGCGAUCCGCAGAACAGGACCCGGAUUCAAUUCCGCGUCUCCGCGCACAGCCGGAGAAGCUGCCGCUGA
Molecule: messenger RNA, 657 nt
Organism: Trypanosoma conorhini
Lineage: Eukaryota; Euglenozoa; Kinetoplastea; Trypanosomatida; Trypanosomatidae
Exons: 1
Coding region: 1-657 (218 amino acids)
Source: RefSeq, a predicted model, not a curated record